Messenger RNA from Durotheca rogersii, 870 nucleotides. Its product is annotated as Homeodomain-like protein. Gene Ontology annotation, biological process: positive regulation of transcription by RNA polymerase II; mitotic cell cycle. The record is from RefSeq and is a predicted model, not a curated record. Lineage: Eukaryota; Fungi; Ascomycota; Sordariomycetes; Xylariales; Xylariaceae. Bases 1 to 870 code for a protein of 289 amino acids. Gene Ontology annotation, molecular function: RNA polymerase II cis-regulatory region sequence-specific DNA binding; DNA-binding transcription factor activity, RNA polymerase II-specific. The transcript is spliced from 2 exons. Gene Ontology annotation, cellular component: nucleus.
AUGUCGAAACAACGGAGGGGCCCCUGGUCCCAGCGUGAAGACGAUGUACUCCUCCGACUCGUCCACAUGCAAGGCGCACUGAAUUGGGUGGGUAUAUCGCAGCAGCUGCAAUCACGGUCGGCCAAGCAAUGCAGAGAGCGAUACCACCAGAAUCUGAAGCCCACUUUGAACCACGAGCCCAUCUCCCCGGAGGAAGGGGCCCUAAUUGAGAGGCUAGUGGGUGAGCUGGGAAAACGCUGGGCGGAGAUCGCGAGGAGGUUGGAUAACAGGAGUGACAAUGCCGUCAAGAAUUGGUGGAACGGCAGUAUGAACCGCCGGAAGCGUCUAACGCGCAGGAAUCUCACAGGCCUCGGUGGGCAGGCAGAUUCUCAGGUCCGCCGCUGCUCACGAUCCUCGGACGAGUCGGAUCUCCGUGUCUUGUCACCGUUCCUAUCACACUGUCACGGCUUUGCCCCCCCUCAGGCCUCUUACCACCACACCAACCCCCGGUCGUGGAACUACCGCACGGGGCUUCCGUCGCCCUCCUUGAAUUCGUCCUGCGUCGAGUCCUCGGCCACAUACCCCCCGUCGAGAUCGCAUUCGAUGGCGUCUCGUCAGGUUCCUUAUCCCGGGAGAGCCCUGCCUAGGCCUCCUUCCGCCCUGCCUGCGUUGCGAAUCGGCGAUGAGGAUCCGUCGAUACGCCCGAUACGACAUCCUACCCUUGGCCUUAUGCCAUUUCCUGCCGCCAUUAGAAGCGUUGACUUGCGACUGCCCCCGAUUGCUAAAUUUGCUGGCAAUGGCCAUCAAUUACCUACCGCGCCAAGCUCGCCGCAGGAUCACCGGCCCAAACUCCGGCCGCAAUCGGCAGUGACAGCAGGUGGGUUGGAAUAG